Messenger RNA from Owenia fusiformis, 2012 nucleotides. The record is from the annotation of a GenBank genome assembly. NCBI's taxonomy places the organism in Eukaryota, Metazoa, Annelida, Polychaeta, Sabellida, Oweniidae.
UGAAAAUGAGGACAGGGUUGCAGACGAAGUUUCCGGGGAAGUUUCUCAAAAUUUUCUCCACGUUAGAUUUAGAUAUUCCAUCGUCUAAACCCAUCUAAAUAUAGAUUUGGUAAAUUGGUCUUGCUCUUGGAACUUGCCUCUGCUUCCUUCAGGGAAGGAUGAUGGCAUCUAUCCAGCAUAUUGGUGCCAAAAAUAUCCUGCAUCUACCCCUCCAACACAAUGGCAUUAUUUACCAUGGAGAAGAUUCUGAACUGUCAUCUCCAGAGUUUGAAACUCCAAACACAAACAAAAUACAUACAAAAAGAUCAAGGCAUGAUUCUGGUAUAGGAGGAGAUAUUGCAGGACCAGCAAAGAGAGCAAGAAAGCCUAAUUUUGUUGUAAAGAGUAGAGAAAUGCAAGCAUUCUUCAGGCUUUUAGAUGAUACUGUAAUCCAUGAGUUUCUGAUGAGGGACUUAUGCAGAAGAAUUUCUGACAAGUAUCUUUUAGCAAUGGUGUUUGCCUACUUUAAACGAGCAGAUCUUGAAGUGAAAGAAUACAACAGAAUGACAUUCUUUGUUGGAUUAUAUCUAGCUAAUGACAUGGAAGAAGAUGAAGAAGAUGCUAAAUAUGAGAUUUUCCCAUGGGCCCUAGGAACCAACUGGAAGGAUAACUACCCAAGGUUUCUACGCAAGAGGGACAGGUUCUGGCAAAAGAUUGAUUAUCGUGCAGUUGUCAGCAGAAAAUGCUGUGAAGAGGUUAUGGCAAUACAGAGAGAUCACUAUAUCUGGCGAAGGGAGAGACCUGAACACCAUGCAGGAGCUUUAAGGAACCACUUAAGAGAUGAUGACUGGUAUCCAAGGGGUCCAAAUAAGUCCCCUCGUAAGUGUCAUAUGUGCAAGUCACCACCACAGGAGGAUACUGAAACAGACACCACUGACGAUUCCAGCGAAUCAUGGUACCUUUCAUCAUGCAGUGAUUCUUCACCAGAAUUCUCUCAUCCAAGAGUGAAAACUGUACAUGUUGUGUCAAAUUCACGCUUUGAUAUGCAAGGUUUGCAGCUGACUUUACAAGAGGAGAAUGAACAAAUAUGGCCAAGUUAUAUUAUGACUGCUGUUCAAACUCAAUGCUGAAGAAUAACUGAAUUCAAGACUGAGAUAUCAAUGACGUUGAUGCUGAACAGUUGUAGCUGUAUGGUGAACAAACCGAAUGAAGCUGGACUUCAUUUGAGAGUGACACAUAUUUGACCCUCGGUUAGCAGCAAGAUUAGGAGAAAAGUUGUACAGGUUGUUAUUUCGUUGAGCAAGUGAUAAAGUUUUUUUGUCAUUUUUAUCACCAUCAAUGAGUGGUGACAUGGUAUUAUAUUAUAGCCACCAUUUUUUCAGGUUAAUGUCUUAUUUAUAUUAUGUUACAGCAUGACUUUCUCGUUCCAUGCACAUUGAUGAUUAUUUCAUGUUGUAGCUGUUCAACAACAAGGAUAAUGUGUUCACUAGUCAGAACAUGUAUACUCCUUAAUAUUAUAGAGGUGCUCUCAGAAUGCACUUUUUGCAUCACAUUUCAGUGUUAUAAAUACUGUAGUUAAAAGUUCAUUUCUAGUCAGUUGACAUUGUACUUUGACAUUUUCAAUUCAAUGUUAUCUCUGAUUGUGAUUUUUGAUGUAAUGUCAAUGAGAAUGGCCUGUAAUUUAGGUCCUCACAACUAGUCGGGCAUAAAGGCCGAAUGUAGUCAUAAAAUAAGGCCAGCCACAAAUAUUUCAAAAUAUAUACAUGUGUGUACAUAAAGUAUUUAAGCCCCUGCUAUUUUUCUAUCAUGUUACAGGGUUAUAUUAUGAGGUUUAAUCAUAAAUUAUGCCAUAAACAAUUCAAUGUAUAAAGUAAUUUAACAUAUUUCUCAAAAGUUAUGUCUAACAUCAUUUGCACUUGUCCCCACCUGGUUAUAAAGACUUUACAUCUUUUUAACAAAAUGGAUGCACUUCUGUUGGAGGAAUUUUUUAUUUUCACCAUCUUCACCAAGAAGGAGGUUGAUUUAUCCAAAUA